Messenger RNA from Bipolaris zeicola 26-R-13, 1098 nucleotides. RefSeq lists its product as uncharacterized. The transcript has 2 exons. Gene Ontology annotation, cellular component: plasma membrane. Gene Ontology annotation, biological process: sulfite transmembrane transport; transmembrane transport. The coding region runs from base 1 to 1098 and encodes 365 amino acids. The record is from RefSeq and is a predicted model, not a curated record. NCBI's taxonomy places the organism in Eukaryota, Fungi, Ascomycota, Dothideomycetes, Pleosporales, Pleosporaceae. Gene Ontology annotation, molecular function: sulfite transmembrane transporter activity.
AUGGGCACAGGCAUUGUGGCUGUUUUGCUUCAUACGCUGUCAAAUCUCUAUCAAAGUUACCAUGACUUGCUGAGGACUCUCAGCAUCGUUUUCUUCGUCUUGAACGUUGUCAUCUUUUCAGUCAUAUUUGUCAUAUCGGUCUUACGGUACACCUUGUUUCCAGCAACAUGGACAUUGAUGUUACGGCACCCUGUGCAGUCGCUCUUCCUUGGUACCAUGCCCAUGGGCUUCGCCACCAUUGUUAACAUGUUUGUCGCAAUCUGCGUACCGGUGUGGGGUGGCUCAGCUCCAUAUGUGGCAUGGGGAAUGUGGUGGCUGGAUGUCGUCAUCAGCGUUGCUUGUUGUCUAUGGCUCCCAUUUCAGAUGAUGACACAACACAGGAACCAGCAUGAGAAAAUGACAGCAGCUUGGCUUCUGCCAAUUGUCGCGUGCAUAGUCGCAGCUGCAUCUGGUGGACUGGUGGCUUCCGUUCUGUCCGACGACAGCCACGCUCUCAUCACCAUAAUUACCAGUUAUGUGCUCUGGAGCAUGGGCCUCCCCCUUGCGCUGGUGAUUCUGACAAUUUACUUCCACCGACUCGCGAUUCACCACCUCCCACCGAAGGAAGUCAUCGUCAGUGUCUUCUUGCCUCUGGGACCCAUGGGACAGGGCGGUUACGCCGCAAUGCAACUUGGUAUUCAAGCAUCCAAAAUCUUUCCAAGAACGCAAACACUACACCCGAUGGCUGGUGAUAUUCUGUAUGUGCUCGGAUGGAUUACCGCGUUGGUCCUCUGGGGGUUUGGGCUCGUAUGGCUUUUCUUCGCCGUGGCAUCCACCAGUCGCAGCAAGUUUCCUUGCAAUCUUGGAUGGUGGGGCUUUACAUUCCCAAUUGGCGUAUUUACCAUGUCUACAAUCACCAUGGGACAGGAGAUGCCGUCGGCUUUCUUCAGAAUUUUUGGGACGGCACUUGCUGUGGGUGUCAUCCUGCUUUGGCUCUUGGUUUCGGCAAGUACGGUUAAGAAUGUGCUGUACGGCGAUAUAUUUGUGGCACCCUGCUUGAAGGAGAUGGAAAAAAGAGCUGCUACUGAAGCGGAGAUGAGGGCGUACAGGGAUGUUUGA